UCCUGCAUUUUAAAUGACACUUAAUACUUGGCCAUUAUUGAAAUACAAUCCUAUCAUUGCACGUUCUGACAAAGAGUUGACUUCCGAUGAAUUAAUAUUUGAGCUUCUGCACGAAUUAAACAGGUUACUUGUAGUGAGGCAACGAUUAAUGCAAUUUGCAGUUCAGGAUGACGAAGCCGACUAUUCUCUUUGCGGCCAUGCUAGUUUCCUUGGUAACCAAUGGUUACUGCAGAAACGACAAUCACAACGCUUUGCGGUUUGAAAAGAAUCCCCACUUCACGUUCCAAGGCUGCAUGCUUCGUUGCUUAGAUAAAGACCUGUGUUGCUCAUGUAAGGAAUCUGGCAAACUGUCGAUGAAUGCAGCAAUGGUAAACGAUUUCAGUAAAACAUGUGCAGCCUCAGACGACGAUGAGAAAUGUUCUUCUAGAUGGGUCGAUUCCUGGAUGAAUGUUGAACGUAGUGGAGCCAGCAACUGCACUGUACAGGGCAAUGUUGAGAAAGAACUUAACCGAUGUGUUAGAAAGUGCAAAGGAAAUCCCUUGUCGAAACCACUGGACCCUUAUCACCCCUUACAUUAUCCAGGUCAUCUCUCCGAACGUUCGGACCUUUUUAGCUACACUGAUCCAGACUUCACCGAAUUUUGCAACGACAUUCGGGCGGGCGGUAUUUUGUGUACGACCUACCGACACGACAGUUUUACCGCAGGCAACACACUCUGUCGCUCUGGGAAUCGUUGCGGUUACCAUGGUUACAAAUAUUCCUGGUGUUACGUCGAUUUUAGUAAGGGCUGGGACUAUUGUUGCACUGGAGCAUGUGGAUUUGAGAAAGGAACAUCCUACAUGUGGUGUAAAGCUGGAAGUCAGUGGCAGUAUUGUGGAAAUGCUGGCAAAACAGAUAUACAAGGUAGACGAUGUAUGACAGAGUAUCCAUGCGGAAUGCAUCAGGAAGAUGGGAAAGCAGGUUAUUACUGGUGUUACGUAGAUAUGAAAAAGAACUGGGAUAGAUGCUGCGAGCCGUGGGAUCCCUGCACUCCGAAAGGUGAAAUAUACAGCUGGUGCUACACUGGAUAUAAGAGAAAAACGAUCUGGAAAAAGUGUAGAAAUUGCAGGGAAUGAACUUUGUUUAAUCCUUUCCAGUAACCGGAUGUCCUCCGGCAAUGUUCUCGUGAAUAACCCUUGAUGUGUUUGAUGUUGUGUGUUCAUAUAACCAUAUUAUGUUACGGAUUGAGAUUGAUGACAUGUACAAAUGAAAUUAUAAUUAUAAUAAUUGUAUAUUCGAUAAAAGCAACUGUUUCAAAAUUCAGAACAACGCAGUUUUACAAAUAUAGGAAACACACUUGUAUAAAGUACCUUAAAAUUAACCUAAACUCAAUGUAGCAAACUAGUAUAUAUAGUUCACUGAACAUAUUUUUCUAGAGGCAUACAGAUGGAAUAUUAAUUCUCACGAAACAGGUUUUCUCAUAACAUAUAGAUUAUUUAUUUCACGAGCCCAAGUUUUAUGAUUUUGCUAACUAGUCCUACGUAUGCGAGGUUAGCAUAGCACCUGAAGAACACCUUUCAUUUUAAUGUUACUCAUGUUUACCACUGAUAAUGCAUCAUUAUUUGAAUUUGAUGGUCAGAUUCCUACCUAGAAGAUUUGUCACGUUUUGUGCCUUAUUAUCUUAUAGCGACAAUUGUAACAAGAAUUAACUGGAUAAAACACAUUCAAUUGAGUCAUAUAGUAUUAAUCAAUCAUGGAUAUAUUUCCUCAGUAAACAUCCGAUUAAACUUUAAGCGGG
This is a messenger RNA of Mercenaria mercenaria, 1777 nucleotides long. RefSeq lists its product as uncharacterized. Lineage: Eukaryota; Metazoa; Mollusca; Bivalvia; Venerida; Veneridae. The record is from RefSeq and is a predicted model, not a curated record. The transcript has 2 exons. The coding region runs from base 168 to 1115 and encodes 315 amino acids.